AUGCAAUGCUAUACAGAGCUGCUGCUCCCAUCAGGAGUAACACACGCUGCUUCUGCUCAUUUUAUAUCAGCAAAUUCCAAUAAUCUCAUAGUAGCGAAGACCUCUUUGCUGCAGGUAUUCUCAUUGGUUAAUGUUACCUAUGGCUCAACAACAGGCACACAACCAGACCAGAAAGGUCGACAUGACCGUUCACAACAUGCAAAGUUGGUCUUAGCAGCAGAAUAUGAGGUACCGGGUACCAUUACAGGCCUUCAGAGAGUCAGAAUUUCGAACUCUAAAAGUGGCGGAGAUGCAAUCCUUGUCUCUAGCCGGGAUGCGAAGCUCAGUUUGAUAGAGUGGGAUCCGGAGAAACAUGGGAUAAGUACUAUCUCAAUCCAUUACUAUGAAGGCGAGGAGAGCCAUAUGAGCCCGUGGGUACCUGAUCUGGGGAGUUGUUCUUCCGGUUUAACGGUGGAUCCUAAUGGAAACUGUGCAAUCUUUAAUUUUGGAAUCCACAGUUUAGCCAUUUUACCCUUUCACCAAGCUGGGGAUGAUCUCGUCAUGGAUGAUUAUGAUGCCACACCGAAUGGUGAUGAUUCCACAGACAUGGUUAGUGAUGCCCAAAAAUCGGCACCUGGAAACACAUCACACGAUAAGCCGUACGCACCUUCGUUUGUACUGCCUAUGACGGCACUGGAUCCAGCCUUAACUCAUCCAAUUCAUAUGGAGUUUUUGCAUGAAUACAGAGAGCCAACAUUUGGAAUUCUCUAUUCUCAAGUUGCCAGAUCGACUUCCUUAACUAUCGACCGGAAGGACGUUGUAUCAUAUUCCAUCUUUACCCUGGAUCUGCAGCAAAAGGCUUCUACCUCACUCCUCACUGUCUCCCGUUUGCCGAGUGACGUAUUCAAAAUUGUACCGCUUCCUCCUCCAGUUGGUGGAGCGUUGUUAAUCGGAACCAAUGAGCUCGUACACGUUGACCAAGCAGGUAAAACAAAUGCUGUGGGGGUGAACGAGUUUGCCAGGCAGGCUUCCGCAUUCUCAAUGGCUGACCAGUCAGACCUUGAAAUGAGACUUGAAGGCUGCAUUGUUGAACAGCUAGGGAGUGGCACAGGAGAUGUCCUACUGAUUUUAGCAGAUGGAAGGAUGUCAAUCUUGUCGUUCAAAGUGGACGGAAGGUCCGUUUCUGGAAUCUCACUCCAUUUUGUUGCAGAGCAGUCGGGUGGCUCGAUAACGAAAGCAAGGCCCUCGUGUUCUGCUAGCCUUGGACGCAAUAAACUGUUUUACGGAAGCGAAGAAGGAGACUCUGUUCUUCUCGGUUGGUCGAGACCUUCAUCUACAACCAAGAGACCCUCUAAAUCAGUCGAUGGAGUGGAUGAAAACGGAGCAGCCGAUCUCUCUGACGAGGCGGACCAGGACGAUGAUGGUGACGAUGACGACAUGUAUGAGGAUGACCUUUAUUCGGUCAACCCUGCCAGUACCCGUCAGGAAAAGCAAGUUGUCAAUGGAGACAGUCCGGCCGAUUUUACUUUUCGAGCGUAUGACAGACUUUGGAGCCUUGGUCCGUAUAGGGAUAUCACACUUGGAAAACCAUCCAAAUCAAAAUCCAAGGAUCAACAAGACAGUGUGCCUGAAAUAGCUGCUCCGCUUGAAUUAGUAGCAGCUCGAGGAUUUGGAAAAUCUGGCGGUCUCACCGUUCUCAAACGAGAGGUAGACCCAUAUACGAUUGAUUCCCUCAAGAUGGACGAUGUGUAUGGAGUGUGGUCCAUCCGCGUCGUAGAUCCCAAAUCCAAAGAUACUGGGCUAUCCAGGAGCUAUGACAAAUACUUACUUCUCGCAAAGUCUAAAGGUGAAGACAAGGAAGAGUCAGUCGUAUACUCAGUUGGAAGCAGCGGCCUGGACUCAAUAGAUGCUCCAGAGUUUAAUCCUAAUGAAGAUUGCACCAUCGACAUAGGGACACUCGCUACUGGCACCAGAGUUGUUCAGGUAUUACGGACAGAAAUCCGAAGUUAUGACUACAAUCUUGGAUUAGCCCAAAUAUACCCCGUCUGGGAUGAGGAUACAAGCGAAGAGCGUACUGUUAUUCAGGCAAGCUUCGCAGAACCCUACCUGCUGACUAUUCGUGACGACCACUCUCUCUUGAUCCUACAGACGGAUAAGAAUGGGGAUCUGGACGAGGUUGAAGUACAAGGCUCAGCAGCCUCCGGAAAGUGGAUUUCCGGCUGUUUGUACGAAGAUAAAAUGAAUAUAUUUUUCCCUGACUCUGACAUUGAAAAUGAGGCGGGCCUUAAUAUACUACUGUUCUUACUAGAUGGUGAUGGGAACCUUUCCAUAUUCCGGCUCCCGAAUACUUCGGAGCCAUUAUGCCGUGUCGAUAACUUGAAUCUUUUGCCAACAAAUUUACCAUAUGAAUCCUCUUCAAGACGACCUGUGAAUCGAGAGACAUUAACCGAACUCUUAAUUGCAGACCUUGGAGAUGCUAUCCACAAAUCUCCCUAUAUGAUCGUAUGUCCUAACUGGUCCAGCAAUUUUUGUUACAAGUUCCUGUCUAACUUCUAA
Trichophyton verrucosum HKI 0517 is the source of this 2535-nucleotide messenger RNA. RefSeq lists its product as uncharacterized. The transcript has 3 exons. Bases 1 to 2535 code for a protein of 844 amino acids. Gene Ontology annotation, molecular function: protein binding. Gene Ontology annotation, cellular component: mRNA cleavage and polyadenylation specificity factor complex; nucleus. NCBI's taxonomy places the organism in Eukaryota, Fungi, Ascomycota, Eurotiomycetes, Onygenales, Arthrodermataceae. The record is from RefSeq and is a predicted model, not a curated record.